CACAGUGCAGCGGCUGCGCACAUUCAGCGCCUUAUCCAGGUUGUGUACACUUUGAUUUCCAGCAAUGGCUGCUUGAGGAGUUGCGACAUUGAACAUACACUGCCGGUUUCAAACGAGCCACUAACCACAAUAACAAGAAGACCAACUGGACCUUUCACAGUGUAGCAUGUGCUUAGAAAUAAGAAAAUAAUAUUUAUUUAGGACGCGACAAAAUGCGCAGAGUCGCUUAUUCACCACCAGCAACUUCUGACUGAACAUUUACACUCUAUGUAUUUACAGAUGAAGUGACUUGACAAGAGUCCUAAUUCCUGGGGAACUACAGUUGGUCACAUGUGCUUACUUUUGCAGUCAUGCGAUUCCCCAUAUCAUAAACAAUGAUGACUACUUGACUAUGCGAACGCUGAAAAAGUUCUGAAAGCAGUUUGCGUCAACGACGAGCCACAAAAACUCCUCAGCCUGGUUGGUAAGUUUGGACUUGUGGACACUAUGGUUUGAUGAGCACAUCUUAAAAUUGUUGCACUUGAACAUUUACCAUGGCCCUACAUGAUGGAUGUUCUGCUACCUCAACUGUGGAGGAUCAGGAGGACGAGGAAGCACCACUGCUGCAGAAACAAGCAGAACAACUUACAGUGCAUCCUCAGUGCUGCUCUGUCCGAUACAACCUGGCCUUCAUGAUGUUCCUUGGCUUCGCUGUGGUGUACGGGCUCCGGGUCAAUCUCAGUGUCGCCAUGGUCGCCAUGGUCAAUACAACUGGUAUCCAGCCAUCGUUCAAUGUCAGUGAAUCAAUGGAAUGCCCAGCAUCUUCUACUACCUCUAAUAGCAGCAGUGAAAAUCCCAAUCAGCCAGAUGGGGUACCAAGAUACCCAUGGAAUCCUGAGACUCAGGGAGUGCUGCUGGGUGCGUUCUUCUUUGGGUACCUUUUCACCCAGAUCCCCGGGGGCUACCUGUCAGGUCGCUGUGGUGGGAGUAAGUUCCUGGGAGGAGGAGUUUUGUGUACAGCAGUCCUCACUAUCCUCACUCCUCUGGCUGCUGAGCUCGGGGUCAACUGGCUGUUUGCUCUAAGGGCCCUGGAGGGUUUUGGAGAGGGUGUGACAUUCCCUGCCAUGAUGGCUAUGUGGGCCUGCUGGGCCCCUCCAUUGGAAAGAGCUCGUCUGAUGACUAUCUCAGGAGCUGGAGGAAAUUUUGGUGCUUUCAUUGCUUUCCCUCUCACAGGCUUCAUAUGUCACAGUCUGGGCUGGCCUGCAGUCUUCUACUCCUGUGGGGGAGCAGGAUGUCUUUGGGCAGUACUGUGGUUCCUCAUGGUGUCGGAUGAACCUCACAGACAUCCAAGAAUAAGUGACCACGAAAGGGAAUACAUUAUCAGCUCUAUAGGUUCAGAGGGAGGCUCGCAUGGUUGGUCAGUGCCGCUGUUAUCCAUGGUGCGCUCAGGCCCUCUCUGGGCCAUCAUCAUCACACAGAUGUGCGCUAACUGGUCUUACUACACACUUCUUACCUCGCUGCCUACCUACAUGGACACAGUGCUGCACUUUGACCUGCGCCAGAACGGCUUCCUGUCGGCGAUACCCUACUUGGGUGGCUGGUUGUUCUCCGUGCUCUCAGGUGUGUUCGCGGACAAACUUUUGGAGAGGGAGAUACUGAGUGUAACGGCUGUCCGCAAAAUUUUCACUUUUGCAGGUUUGCUCAUUCCAGCGGGACUCCUGGUAGCUGUUGGUUUCUCCGGGUGCAGUGGCAUUCUGGCUGUUACCUUUCUCACUCUGUCCACCACUCUCGGGGGCAUCAGUGCAGCUGGAGUCUUCAUUAACCAGAUCGAUAUUGCUCCUCAGUAUGCCGGCAUACUGCUUGGGAUCACCAACACUUUUGGCACUAUCCCAGGGGUACUUGCGCCAAUUGCAACGGGUCAACUUGCCAAAGAUUAUACUCUGAUGGGCUGGAUGAAGGUCUUCUAUUUGUCAGCAGGAAUGAGUGUAUUUGGAGCCUUAUACUACGUACUGUUUGGCACUGGAAAGAUCCAAACUUGGGCACUCAGGGAGAACACGACAGAAACAGAGACAGAAGGAAAGCACUAAACUUGUUCUGAAAAGGACGCUAUGCAAAUUAUUUACUUGAACACAUAAUUAAUUUCUAAAUGACUUUUAUUAUUUUAUGCUCUUAAUAUAAUACAUGAAAAAAGAAGGGAAUAAGGGAAAGCAAUACGUUUGUUUAUAUACUUGAUGUUUGUCUAAUCCUGAAUUAUCAAUAACGUGGUUAAUGUUUAGGUGAAAAUAAGGACCAUUCCAUGGGAAUAACUGUUAUGUCUUAUAAUACUGGAAUGUCUCUAUAUUUUAUUUGACUUUGUAGAAAAUCUCACUUCAUGAAACACCAGCACCACCUUUAAAAAUGUGUCAUUUUUCAAACCGUUUUGUUUAUUCAACAAUUUGUAUACACUUAUAGGAACUUAUACGUUUUGUUACUCUCCUAUGUUUUUACACGGUUUAAUAUGUAAAUGUUUUUAAGCCACUGUAUGCAAUAAUUAUAGCACUGAAAUAUAUUGGAGUUACAUUCAACUGUAAAUUUGUUAUUUAAAACAUUUAUCAGUUGUAUUUCACAGAUCCAGUUCAUAGAAACGUUUGAUUUUGUGCUGAUUUUUAAAUUUUUGUUACUGUUAUAUUAUUGUUUUGUUUUUAAUUUUUUAAAUUUUAAUAUUUUUAAUAUGUAACAGCUUUAAUAUUAGUCAAUUGCAAUGCUUCAUGUCUUGUGGUAAAUAUACAUUACUAAAAGAUAAUAAAGGAACAAUUCAUGCUGUAAGCCUAUAUUAAUUUGCUUACUAUAAUGGCUACCUAGAUUUCUUAAUUUUUGUUAAACAUAUAGCAAAAACUUAAUUGUAUCAGGCAGAAGGUAUGUAAGUGUUAAAUAUUCAGUAUGUGAGGGUGCAUAGCAUAAUUAAUUAUAGUUCAUCUGUUCAUUCUGUGGAUACAGCAAGAAUCUCAUGAGGUGUUCUGAAGUUACAUAACAGAUUUCCAUGUAUGCUGGUAAUUUUUAAAAGUGCAUAAUUAACCAAAAGUUUUUUAAAAAAUGAGAAAAAUAAUUACAAGCCUGUUGUAAUUAUUACUGUUGUACACAUCCAGCCUAUGUCACACGAUCAGACUCAUGAUUUGAGUGAUGAGCAUGUGAUGGGAACCAAACAAGGG
Messenger RNA from Pangasianodon hypophthalmus (striped catfish), 3167 nucleotides. Its product is annotated as sialin. The transcript has 13 exons. The coding region runs from base 534 to 2066 and encodes 510 amino acids. Gene Ontology annotation, biological process: monoatomic anion transport; transmembrane transport. The record is from RefSeq and is a predicted model, not a curated record. Lineage: Eukaryota; Metazoa; Chordata; Actinopteri; Siluriformes; Pangasiidae. Gene Ontology annotation, molecular function: transmembrane transporter activity.